Molecule: messenger RNA, 2725 nt
Organism: Rhincodon typus (whale shark)
Lineage: Eukaryota; Metazoa; Chordata; Chondrichthyes; Orectolobiformes; Rhincodontidae
Gene: arfgap1
Product: ADP-ribosylation factor GTPase activating protein 1
Exons: 13
Coding region: 146-1369 (407 amino acids)
Biological process (GO): regulation of endocytosis; regulation of ARF protein signal transduction
Cellular component (GO): Golgi membrane
Molecular function (GO): GTPase activator activity
Source: RefSeq, a predicted model, not a curated record
GAUGGCGGCUGCCUGCUCCUGAGGUGGUUGGUGUCGAACUGACUAGCGGGUUUCACUCGCGGUUCUUUUUCGUUCUGAGGCUGGACGCGUCUUUCUUUUGAAGGGGACCUAGUAUCAACCGAAGCGGCGACCUUAGAGAGACAUCAUGGCAAGUCCAAGAACUAGACGGGUUCUCAAAGAAGUGAGGACUCAAGAUGAAAACAAUGUUUGUUUUGAAUGUGGAGCUUUCAAUCCACAAUGGGUCAGUGUGACUUAUGGAAUAUGGAUUUGCCUUGAGUGCUCAGGAAAGCACAGAGGUCUAGGAGUACAUCUCAGUUUUGUACGAUCUGUUACCAUGGAUAAAUGGAAAGAUUUGGAGUUGGAGAAAAUGAAGGUUGGAGGCAAUGCAAAAUUCCACCAGUUUCUGGAAUCACAAGAUUAUGAUCCAUGUUGGUCACUCCAGGAGAAAUAUAAUAGUCGCACUGCAGCUCUUUACAGAGAUAAGAUUGCUACUUUAGCUGAAGGUAGAGAAUGGUCUAUUGAAACGUCAGAAGCUCGGAAUUGGACCCCACUGCAGCCCAAAGUACCUAUUUCUUCAGCUCAUCGUGCCAGACCUAACCAAGCCUCAGGAUCAUCCACUGAUAAGAUGUUUGAGGACUGGCUCAAUGAUGAUAAUUCCUAUCAAAGUGGUGGAGGAUAUGGUAGUCAGGAUAAUCGUUACGUUGGAUUUGGAAACAGUCCAUCUCCUCAGAAAAAGGAAGAUGAUUUUCUCAACAGUGCCAUGACUUCUCUUUAUUCGGGCUGGAGCAGUUUUACUGUUGGGGCCACUAAGUUUGCAUCAGCUGCAAAAGAAGGUGCAGUGAAACUUGGAAGUCAAGCAACACAAAAGGCUACAGAGUUAAGUCAUACAAUUAGUGAGAACGUCAUUAAACCUGCUCAGGAUAAGGUGAAAGAUGGGAAAUUUUUAGAUGAUGUAUCCAGUGGUGUGUCGCACAUUGCUAAUAAGGUGCAGGGAGCGACUGUUAAAGGAUGGCAAGAUGUUAGUUCAUUCUUUACCAAUAAGGAUUCUGAAACAGCUGGUGUUGAAAGCCACCCGGUUGGAGAAAGUUAUCAGAACAGUGGACUUGAAGAUGGUUUCUGGGAAAAUUUUGAUCAGGAUGACAAAUCCAAGAUGAAGAUGCCAUCACAUGCUGGUGCUUGGGGAUCAGGUGAAAAAAAUAAUGACACGUGGGGCACAGAGAACAACAUGAAAAAGCAAGCAAACCAUAGCAAUGCCUGGGACAGUUGGGAUGAUAAUUGGGCCGCGGGUGGGGAAAGCAAGAAUAAAAAGUCACCGAAGAAAGAAAGUGAAGGAACUAUGGAUGAUGGAUGGGACAAUCAAAAUUGGUAGCUUGGGAAAGUGCCUCAAUUUGAAUGGAUCUGCAUUUCAAUUUUCAUUUCUUUGCUUCAUUGCGGUCAUAAAUCAGUUUCUAUUCCUGUCUAUAAAGAAUCAAUGUCUUACAAAUCUAUUUUGCAUUUCAGAGACUAGUUACAUGCAUAUUUCACCAACAAAAGGAGACUUUACAAUGAACCAUCAGUAUUGUAACCAGAACAUUGUCCUUUUGCAUACUUUGAGUUCAAAUGUACCAUUUUCCUACUAAAUACAUUGACAUUUUUCUAUUUAAGAUGAUAUAAUUUCUCCAUUAAUUUGCCACAAUUUUUGUUUGCACACAAACAUUCAUUAGAAAUCUGCAGGGUAUCAAGGAGAAAAAUGUAAAGUUAAAUAGUGCAGUGUUUAUUUUAGCUCAGGUUUUCUUUCAAAAACACAGCAAGCAUAGCAUUUACUGCAUGUUCUAUAUCGUGUCUGUCUUCAGCUUUUACGUGCAAUUGUACAGAGCAGAUGGCACUUGCAAAUUCAUGCUUGGUGUUUUCAGUGCGAAUAUUACAGUUUUUCCCUAGAUGAUUGAAAUAAGACUAUAGAUGAUUAAUUUGACUGAUCUAUUCCAAUCAUAAUUGUUUACUAACUCUUCUCCUUCUCCAUUUUACCUGCCUUAUAAAUAACUAUAUAAUCUCGAAGUUGCUCUUUCUGGUAUUCACAAACAAAUACCCAUUAUAUUUCUUCAACAUUGUCAUCUACUGUCUUAACAAUUAACACUUAUUAACAUCAAUCGGUUACCACCACUAAAAUAGUAGAUGAAGGAAUAAAUGAGUCUAUUAGAUAUUCAUUUGGGACUGAGAGUAUUCCGUUAUCCAAAUUUUAAAAAAUUUGGAUAAUUUUUACUGGUGUUUGGCAUCAAACUAGAACAGAAAUUUUCUCCAGUCUAAAUGUACGACUUGAAAUAAAAGUCUGUUUUUUUUGUUUAAUGUUCAGAAAUGAAAUCCUUCAUCAGAUUUAACUUUUCUAAAGUAUUAGAUUUAGAAGUGCAGUGACAUUUCUUGUCUGGUCUGCUGCUGCCUCCAAAACCCACCCCCAAACAUUCCAGUUGCAUAUAGUGUGGAUAUAGUAUGGAUAAGUGAUCUUUCAGUAUUGGAUUUUUUUGAUGAAAUCUGUGCAAUAUUUUUCAGCAUGAAAACAAGCUAGUGUAUUCUCAUCCUGUAGCUUGGGAUUAUUGAGCUUUUAUGCCCUAAAAGCUAACAUGGAAGAUUGCUGACAUGAAUGAACAUCUACAAAUUCUGUAUAGCAACUUGUGUUGCUAAUUAUUUUGCACCCAUUUUUGAGUGUGAUUGCUUAUUUUUUGAUGUAUGACAAUAAAGCAGGUGAAAACGG